UUCACGUUAGCUGAGAGAACGUCAACGUUACUGUUAGCAGACACCGCUGACAAGUGGUUCCUUCGCUCCAACUGGAACACUAAAUUCUGUUCAUCCGACUAGAGUUACGAGCUGUAAUCGAGGCUCUCCGACGACUGCUUCUCCAAGAUGAGCUUCCUGUUUGGCAGUCGGUCAUCCAAGACCUUCAAGCCGAAGAAGAACAUCCCAGAGGGCUCCCACCAGUAUGAACUGCUGAAGCACGCUGAGGCAACACUGGGCAGUGGGAACCUGAGGCAGGCUGUCAUGCUGCCGGAGGGAGAGGAUCUCAAUGAGUGGAUUGCUGUCAACACGGUGGAUUUCUUCAACCAGAUCAAUAUGCUCUACGGCACCAUCACCGAGUUCUGCACAGAGACCAGCUGCUCUGUGAUGUCUGCUGGACCAAGAUAUGAGUAUCACUGGGCUGAUGGCACCAAUAUUAAGAAGCCCAUCAAGUGCUCCGCGCCCAAGUACAUUGACUACCUGAUGACCUGGGUGCAGGAUCAACUGGAUGAUGAGACCCUUUUCCCCUCAAAGAUUGGAGUUCCCUUUCCCAAGAACUUCAUGUCUGUGGCCAAAACCAUCCUGAAGCGACUGUUCCGGGUUUACGCUCACAUUUACCACCAACACUUUGACUCUGUGAUGCAGCUGCAGGAGGAGGCCCACCUCAACACCUCCUUCAAGCACUUCAUUUUCUUUGUUCAGGAGUUCAACCUCAUCGACAGGCGAGAGCUCGCUCCCCUGCAGGACUUGAUCGAGAAGCUUGGAUCCAAGGACAGAUAGACAUUUCAUCACACCUCUCCCCCUUUUUACCAGUUUAUUUCUCUCCUUUGUCCCGCUCUGUGACGUCUGCUACCUCUACGACUUCUAGUCUCAACUCUUAAAAUCUGUGCCUUCUUCUUCUUUUCAUUUCAUGAAUGUUUGUCCUUUACUUUUCCUUUUAUUCCUUCACUUGUCUUGUAUGCUGUCUUUGAGCCCUUUCUUCCAUUUUGCCACUUUAAAUCAUAUAAAAUAGUGUAGUGUAGAACGAAUAUUUUUUCACAGGACUUUGAUAAAUAAAUCUGAGAGCAACCUACUGAAUUAUAUCUUGGACCAAGGACAUUUGGAAGUUAAAGUGAAAACCAGCUUGUUUCCUUCAGAAGUUGGUGUACAGUGUUUUGAUUGUCCGAACACUCUUUUUUUUCUUUUUUUUUGUUAUCGAUAGGCAAAUUAAUUUUAAGUUUUAGCUUGUGUAAUUACAGUAACUAUAAUAUCAAAUAUUUUUUUAGAUGUUAUUUAGUGUUCAGUGGAGAGUAAAGAUGGCAGGAAAAGUAGUGACAUGACACUUGCAUGACAUUACAAGUGUGGAAAGUAUUUUAAAUCAAAGAGGAAGACGAGCAUAUCGCUCUCCGUCACAAGCUGCUUGAGGAUCUGCUCUUCUACAGAUGUCCACAUGCUGUCUAUUGACACGCUCUGACACAGUUACAUGUUAAGAGCUGCAGUGAGAGACGAUUGUGAGAUGCCUACAUAUGUUCUUGCCCCACAAAAACACCACCAUUAACUGCAUCAUGGCUAUUUCCAAUUUGGUCAUGCAAUAUUGUGUUUUGCACAUUUUCUGGCUAUUUCCUAUAUUAAGAUAGUAUGACGCAAGAUAUGGUGCUUACAGUGAUACCUUUAAACUGCUUGAUAGUUAUUUUUAAAGCUUGUACUUGAAGCUUUUGUAAUUAUGGCCCCAUAAAGGAGUUGUAUAGUAUAAAUUAUCCUGUCGACAGCAAAAACUGUCGAAUGUGUAUUUUUUUGGUCAUUUCAGUUCAUUUUGUGGCGCUGAUUUAUUUGUGGAACGCCACAGAUUUGAAUUUCAAUGCUGGUACUGUUUAACUUUUCCUUCUUUUUAUCUAAAUAUUUCCCUUCUGAAUUGUAAAAUAGAGCAAUAACUAUUGCACCUGUGCAUGAUAAGGAUGAGUGACCAGAGGUAUAUGGAGUUUUACACAGAUGUCUUUAUUCGUCUUGGGGCUUGCUUUCAGUCCUUUCGGCUUCCUCUGGCUACGACAGCAGGGCUGUUCGUACUGCCGUCCUUCUGCAAACGAAUGCAGCUAAUAUUCCUGAUGUUUGAUUUGACAAACCUCAAACAAAUGAAUUGUUCCAGAACCUUUUUUAAAUUGGACAAAAAUGUAAAUCAGACAAUCGUGUAACCAAUUAAGAAACGUUAGAUAACGUAAUAAAACCAGUGGGAGGGUGCAGUGGAAAGUUCAAUGUGAAAAAAACGACAACAAAUUUCAGUUUAGCCGGGACUUAUCCACUCUUGGUCCUCGAGCGGCUUGGGGGAAAUCCAGCCAGCAACCAUUAAGUUAAUCACCGAUAGGCGUAUCAAUAUAUUUUAAAAGGCGGCGUUAUUUCAUCGAUUGUAUUUGAAAAUAUAACUAGUCCUUUCUUUCAAUGCAGCCACAUCUUUUUUUCAUGUAUUGCUUUUUCCUUACAGUUGUUUUCAGCUGUUGGCAUGGGGUUACAUUUCAUAUUACAUUGUAAAUGUACCUUUUUUUAAAAGGAGUACGGGCUUUGAAAUUAAUUUUAAAGUUUUAUAUAUUUACAUUAAUGGUCCAAUGUUGGCAUGUCAUUUUGACUGGGAGGAUGUGUGUACUGCAUCUGAACAUGUGCUGUAAAUAACAUCAGUGUUUUAUCUGAACAAAACUGUGCCUUACAAAAAGGAACAUUUCUGAUAUGACAGUAUUGGUAGAUCAAAACCUUAAUAAACACUGAAAGGACAA
Molecule: messenger RNA, 2759 nt
Organism: Pseudoliparis swirei
Lineage: Eukaryota; Metazoa; Chordata; Actinopteri; Perciformes; Liparidae
Gene: mob1a
Product: MOB kinase activator 1A
Exons: 6
Coding region: 148-798 (216 amino acids)
Biological process (GO): positive regulation of protein phosphorylation; hippo signaling
Cellular component (GO): cytoplasm; nucleus
Molecular function (GO): protein kinase activator activity
Source: RefSeq, a predicted model, not a curated record